Messenger RNA from Cicer arietinum (chickpea), 1047 nucleotides. Its product is annotated as expansin-A8-like. Gene Ontology annotation, biological process: plant-type cell wall organization. NCBI's taxonomy places the organism in Eukaryota, Viridiplantae, Streptophyta, Magnoliopsida, Fabales, Fabaceae. The record is from RefSeq and is a predicted model, not a curated record. Gene Ontology annotation, cellular component: extracellular region.
UUAAUGUUAUAGUCACCAAAUGAUGCUUAUAAAUAGAGGCCCUUCAAUUGCAUUCAACAUCACCUCAUAACAAACAAAACUACACACUGCCUUGUGUCACAAGGGAAAACAUUCAAUGGCAUCUUCUUCUACUUUGUUAGUUGUUAUGUUCUUUCUCUUUAUUGAAAACCACUUUCAUGGUGUCACUGCUAACUAUGGCGGUUGGCAGAGUGGUCAUGCCACUUUCUAUGGUGGUGGUAAUGCUGCUGCCACAAUGGGAGGUGCAUGUGGUUAUGGAAAUUUAUACAAUCAAGGAUAUGGAACUAACACAGCAGCUCUAAGCACAGCUUUGUUCAAUAAUGGUUUGAGCUGUGGAUCAUGUUAUGAAAUGAGGUGUCUUGGUGACUCAAAAUGGUGCAAACCUAACACCAUUGUUGUUACUGCCACAAACUUUUGUCCACCAAACAGUAAUGGUGGUUGGUGUAAUCCUCCUCUUCAACACUUUGAUAUGGCAGAACCAGCUUUCCUUCAAAUUGCUCAAUAUAAAGCUGGAAUUGUGCCUGUUUCAUUUAGAAGAGUGUCAUGUAUAAAAAAGGGAGGAAUAAGGUUCACAAUCAAUGGCCAUUCUUACUUCAACUUGGUUUUGAUCACCAACGUCGCGGGUGCAGGUGAUGCCUAUGCAGUGUCAAUCAAAGGGUCCAAAACUAGCUGGCAAUCCAUGUCAAGAAAUUGGGGCCAAAAUUGGCAAAGCAAUUCCUACCUCAAUGGACAAAGCCUCUCUUUUAAAGUCACCACUAGUGAUGGUAGAAUUGUGACAAGCUACAACGUGGCACCAGCUAAUUGGCAAUUUGGUCAAACCUUCCAAGGGGGUCAAUUUUAGACUUUGUAAAAUGUGGGGUAGGGUAGUGAACAAAUUUGUAGGUAUUGAUUGGAGUAAAUCUACUGUAUACUACAUUGGUAGAUGGUUUAUGACUUAGGUUCAAUUGGCAUUUAAAAAUUGGUUAAUACUUCAAUUGCGGUCAACAUUGUCCUCCAAAAAUAGGAAAGUCUUUUGAGAUAUUGAUUUAA